Cannabis sativa is the source of this 2467-nucleotide messenger RNA. Its product is annotated as protein NLP2. NCBI's taxonomy places the organism in Eukaryota, Viridiplantae, Streptophyta, Magnoliopsida, Rosales, Cannabaceae. The coding region runs from base 205 to 2148 and encodes 647 amino acids. The transcript is spliced from 3 exons. The record is from RefSeq and is a predicted model, not a curated record. Gene Ontology annotation, molecular function: DNA-binding transcription factor activity; protein binding.
UCCUUUCUUUUACUUUUUCCCUAAUAAGAAAACAUAAAUACCUAAAAGCAUUUUCAUAUAAAUAUCUCUCUGUCUUCAUAGACUCGUACAUACACAUACUUAUAUAUAAAGGACAUAUAUAAUUAUAUAAAAUAAAUUCCACAAACAUUACAUACGUACGAGAGGACUUCUUUCCUCAAAUUAAUAUUUGUUUAUGCUCCAAGCAUGCCCAACUUCAGUCCUCCCAAUGUAUGUGAUGAGCUAUAUCAAGUAGUGUUGAAUGAGAUAGUAGAGGUUUUGGUAUCAGUUUGCGAAAUUCAUAGAAUACCGUUAGCUCAAACAUGGGCUUCGUGCCACCAACAAGGCCACUCAGGCGAGAACUAUGCUCGUUGCGUCUCUUCAGCCAGCUUAGUCUCAGAUCUCGAACUCCUUGGCUUCCACCAGGCUUGUUCUCAGCAGCAUCACUUGUUUCGCAAUCAAGGCAUAGUUGGUGCAGCCUUUACCGGCAACAAGCCUUGUUUUGCCACUGACAUAACUGCCUUGGACCAAAAAGAAUACCUUCUUUCUCACCAUGCCAGGAUGUUUGGCCUACGUGCAGCCUUGGCCAUCCCUCUAAGAAGCGUCUACACUGGGGUCUCCUCCUUCGGUUUCGUAUUGGAGCUUUUCUUGCCUAAGGAUUGCCAAGACCAGGAAGAGCAAAAGCAAAUGACCAACUCUUUAUCAUUUCUUAUACAGCAAGCUUGUGAGUGUAAGAGUUUACGUGUUGUUGUAGAGAAAGAGCUUAAAGAAGAUCAAGUGAUGUUACAGACUCGGGAUCAAACAACGGUUUCUACUCCAGAAGAGGGUCUGAAACUAUGGAGUGCUAAUACUACUACUUACCCUGUUGGAGAUCAAUCCUCAGGGAAAAAGUCUUCUUGUUUUGAUCAUGUUGUGGUGGAGGCACAGCAGCAUGGGAGAGAGGUCUCAGCCUCACUAGAUUCUCUGACAGAAGAGCCCGGAAAAGAGUUCAGGGUGACACCUCAUGGAUUCAACUUGAAUCAUGGAGAUUUGCCCAAAGGGAAAGUGUCUAUAGAUUUUGGGCAACUUCAGCAGUGUUCUGUGUCUAAAGAGUCCAGUAAUGAAAGUGCAGAUUCUUACUAUUUUCGUGGGCAUAGCUCUUCUGGGGCCAGAAAAGCACAGGAGAAGAGGACUAGAAGUACAGAGAAUAUAAGCUUGUCUGUUCUUAGGCAGUACUUUGCUGGGAGCCUUAAAGACGCUGCUAAGUGUAUAGGAGUUUGCCCCACCACUCUGAAAAGGAUAUGCAGGCAACAUGGAAUAACUAGAUGGCCAUCUCGAAAGAUCAAAAAGGUUGGCCACUCAUUGAUGAAACUUCAACUCAUGAUCAAUUCUGUUGAAGGUGCUGACAGAGCUAUUCAAAUUGGAUCCUUUUACUCAAGCAUCCCACAGCUUAACUCUCCAAUGAUUCCAGAAAACAAUGAUGAUUCUUCUUCAUCAAUCAAUCCAUGUGAACACCGAAACCAUCAGCAAUUAAAUAGCCAAUCAAACUCUCAACUCGAGAGUGGCAUAUAUAAAUAUAAUCAUGGGUUAGCCAUGAAACCUCUAUCAUCCAUGUCCAGUGAAGUAUCUGCACUUCAGCUACACUCCACCACCACUUUUGAUGGGUUUAAUGGAGACUCUUUGAUAACAGAGGACUCUUCUCUGGUUCUCAACAGAUCUUGUAGUGGUCAUGGAGAAUUACUUGCCUCCAGCCGAACCGAGAAUCAGAUUUUGCAUCAAACUUUGCCUCUGCUGCCUGAAAAAAAUGUGGGGAUCACCUCAAGAGAUAAGUUUGCAUUUAGAGUUAAAGCAAAUUAUGGUGACAAGAAGAUCCGGUUCAGUUUGAUACCCAACUGUUCUUACAAAGAGCUGCAGCUCGAGAUUAUGAGGAGAUUUAGUCUUGAUGACAUUACUAUGAUUGAUAUCAAGUACUUGGAUGAUGACAGAGACUGGAUUUUGUUGACCUGCAAUGCUGAUCUCCAAGAGUGCUUUGAAAUUCACAGUCAAUCUCAAAACUGGAAAAUGAGAUUGUGCCUUCAACAAGCUUCGUCUAAUCAGAAAAUUGAACCAAGUCCUUUUGAAAGCAGCAGCAGCAGCAGCCAUGUUAGCAGUACCAACUACAAGUCUGUCUAGCUACUUAACUAUAUGGUAUUGGUAAUUCAAAUCAUAUAUAUGUGUGUGGAGCGGGCACGAAUUUGAUACAAAUUGGUGCUUUAUCUAAGAGACGAUGUUAAUACUACCUUCUGUAUUUCAAAGAGUAUCUGAAUAUUAUCCUCGGUAAUAUUACUUGGUUGCUUUCCCAGAUGCGGAGCAGGAAUGGUUGCUAUUAUGAACUAAAAUCACAACAAAUGAAAUAAAUAUAGUGGGAUAAUAUCAGAAAAGUGAUGUAAAAAAAAAUAUAUAGAUCAUUACAAAUCAUCAAAAUCCAUUAUGAGGCAUCUGGAUUUUUUUU